Molecule: messenger RNA, 870 nt
Organism: Pelmatolapia mariae (spotted tilapia)
Lineage: Eukaryota; Metazoa; Chordata; Actinopteri; Cichliformes; Cichlidae
Product: homeobox protein HOX3-like
Exons: 2
Coding region: 1-870 (289 amino acids)
Biological process (GO): regulation of transcription by RNA polymerase II
Cellular component (GO): nucleus
Molecular function (GO): RNA polymerase II cis-regulatory region sequence-specific DNA binding; DNA-binding transcription factor activity, RNA polymerase II-specific
Source: RefSeq, a predicted model, not a curated record
AUGGACCCCCAACAGUUUGCCCUCCCACUGCAGCUGCAUGGCAACAGUUUUGCUAUGAGCUCUGGACAGGUGCCAAAAUUAAGCGCGGGAUACAAUGAAGGAGGAGGAGGAGGAGGCCAAGAAGCAGAACUUAAUCAGCAAAACAUGACCUCCUCUUCUCGUGUCAGUUCCAGCUUGAACCCAGAUGAACAAUCUGAGUGCCCACUGGAGCCCGUGGUUCACUGCCAUGGCAAGGGCAAGCUGGACAUCAAGAGCAGGAGCUGCAGUCUACUCACCAUCUGCCGCUCAGAAGUAAUUUUUCCCUGGAUGAAUCCACGGACCACUGGCUCUGAACAAUCUGUCAGCAGUGGCAUGGCAGCUGGUCUAUCAGGUAGAGGAAGGCAAAGUGUGAAGAGGGAGAGGACAGCCUUUACCAACAACCAGCUGCUGGAGCUGGAGAAGGAGUUCCACUUCAGCCCUUACCUGUGUCGUCCUAGGAGGCUGGAGAUGGCUGCUGGGCUCCAGCUCACUGAUCGUCAGGUUAAGAUCUGGUUUCAAAACCGCAGAAUGAGGUACAAGAAGGAACAGAAGUAUGGAAAGAUGACAAGUUUAUCUCAGUUGUCCACCUGCAACCUGUCCUCCAGCUCAACCUCCUUUGCAGACCACCUGAAUUUUCCAGAUGCAAACAUUGUUAGAACUUCCUCCUCCUCCUCCUCAGACUUGCACGCCUCCCUAUUUGGCUCUUUCAGUAACAGCAAUAGUGGUCAGUAUAUUCACCCAUCAGACCUGGCCCAUUUGAACUGCAUACUUCCAUCUGUUGCAAAUGGUCCAUCGGCCUCCUUUACAGGCAUAGAUAGUCAUCACCAUGUUGGCAUUUCAAAGUGGCCCUAG